Molecule: messenger RNA, 2369 nt
Organism: Phlebotomus argentipes
Lineage: Eukaryota; Metazoa; Arthropoda; Insecta; Diptera; Psychodidae
Gene: PNPase
Product: polyribonucleotide nucleotidyltransferase 1, mitochondrial
Exons: 2
Coding region: 13-2331 (772 amino acids)
Biological process (GO): mitochondrial mRNA catabolic process; mitochondrial RNA 3'-end processing
Cellular component (GO): mitochondrion; cytosol
Molecular function (GO): 3'-5'-RNA exonuclease activity; RNA binding; polyribonucleotide nucleotidyltransferase activity
Source: RefSeq, a predicted model, not a curated record
CGAAGUGUCACGAUGCUGAAACUCGGGCAGCGCACCCGCUCCUCCGUGAAUCCCUGGAAAUCCUGCCUCAUUGGCAACUUGUUUCACAGAAAAGUGCGAAAAUGCAAGCACUCGCGGCGGUGCUUCAACACAAAAGCCGAGGAAGUGACUGUCGAGGCGGUUUUCUCCAACAAUCGAACGCUGAGCCUGACCACAGGGAAGUAUGCCAGGUUCGCCAAUGGUAGCGUUCUGGCUGAGAUGGGGGACACAGCUGUGAUGGUGACUGCGGUGGCGAAGCAGAAGCCCUCGAGUGGAGGCUUUGUGCCUCUCAUUGUGGACUACAGGCAGAAGUCAGCCGCUGCCGGACGCAUUCCCACGAACUUCCUGAGACGCGAGAUGGGACCAUCGGAGAAGGAGAUCCUUUCUGCCAGGCUGAUAGAUCGCUCGGUCAGGCCAUUAUUUUCGCCAAACUUUCGCUAUGAAACGCAAAUUGUCUGCAAUCUCCUAGCAGUCGAUCAUGUCAAUCUUCCGGACGUGUGUGCGGUGAAUGCCGCUUCAGCGGCGCUCAGUGUGAGUGAUAUCCCGUGGAACGGCCCAGUGGCGGCCGUGCGGAUGGGAUUGUGCGACAAUGAGAUCAUUGUGAAUCCCACAAGGCGGGAAUUGCAGGCAUCUUCCCUGGAUUUGGUGGUGUCAGCAACUAAACAGAACCUCGUGGUUAUGUUGGAGGGAAAGGGAGACAUCGUCCUACUCAAUGACAUCCAGAAGGCAAUUAAGCAGGGCACGAGGGAAGCGCAGCACGUGAUAAACUGCAUUGAAAAGCUUCAAAAGACUCACGGAAGACCGAAGCGAACGCUGGACUCGCCUCCAGAAGUGUCUGAUGAUAUUGUUCAGGCCAUCCGGCUAGCGUGUGAGAUCAAAUUGAGGGAGAUCUUCAGGGAUGAGACGCAUGACAAGAUUAGUAGGGACACAGCAGUGAAUGUGCUGCGAGAGAAUGUCUUGGAGAGCGUCAGGAGUGACUUUCCGGACGCUGAUGUCCAUCAGAUUGAGGGUACGUUUUCAAAGUACUGUCGCGAAGUGUUCAGGGAGCUGAUUUUUGAGAGGAAUCUACGUUGCGAUGGACGAGGAUUGGAUGAUUUGAGGAACAUCAGUUGCAAGAUUGAUCUUCAUAAGCCUCUUCACGGAUCUGCGCUCUUUCAGCGCGGCCAGACGCAGGUAUUCUGCACAGUGGCUCUGGAUUCACAGGAGAGUGCGAUGAAACUGGAUACGCUUGCAGCUCUGGAUUCCGGCUCUAAGGCGAAGAACUUCUUCCUGCACUAUGAAUUCCCGCCUUACGCCACUGGCGAGAUUGGACGCUUAGGGCCGAUUGGGCGCAGAGAAAUGGGCCAUGGAGCACUGGCGGAGAAAGGUCUGUUGCCAACGUUGCCCAGUGACUUCCCGUUCACGGUUCGUCUCACGUCCGAAGUGUUGGAGAGUAACGGAUCCAGUUCGAUGGCGAGCGUGUGCGGAGGAUCUCUGGCUCUGAUGGAUGCCGGUGUUCCGGUGAGUGCUCCAGCGGCAGGAGUGGCUAUUGGCCUGGUCACGAAAUAUCAGCAGGAUGACACGAAGCACCUGGAGGACUACAGACUGCUGACAGAUCUGCUGGGCAUCGAGGAUUAUAUGGGAGACAUGGAUAUGAAAGUGGCGGGAACGAGAAAAGGCGUAACUGCAGUUCAGGUGGAUCUUAAGAUUCCUGGAUUGCCACUGAAAGUCAUGAUGGAGGCGCUGCAGAAAGCGACAGAUGCCAAAGGGAAGAUCCUGGACAUCAUGAAGCUGACACUUUCUGAGGCGAGACGUGUGAAGAAGGACAGCUGGCCUGUAAGCGACAAGAUCACUAUUGAGCCUCAUCAGAGAAGCAAACUUAUCGGCCCUGGAGGCGUGAACAUCCGGAAGAUUUACUUGCAAACUGGAGCCCAACUCUCGGCAGAGACAGAGACAAGUUUCACCCUAUUCGCACCUUCACUGGCAGCGAUGGAUGAGGCUCGGGAAGUUAUUGAAGAAUUUCUGAAAGCGGAUAAAGUGCCAGAUUUGGAGUUUGGCGGAAUUUACACUGCCAAAAUUGUGGAUGUUAAGGAUAUUGGGGUGAUGGUGACUCUGUAUCCCUCAAUGCCACCUGCACUGCUUCACAACUCACAGCUGGACCAGCGAAAGAUUGCUCAUCCAUCAGUUUUGGGCUUGGAAGUUGGCCAGGAGAUUCAAGUGAAGUACUUCGGGCGAGAUCCCGUGUCGGGAUACAUGAGGUUGUCACGAAAGGUGCUCCAAGGACCCAGUACGACUGUGAGGAAUCUGGACAGGAGUGAGCAGUCGGAUGUAUAGUGUGAAAAGCAGAGAAUAAAGGCAGGAAGCAUGUUUAA